Chara braunii is the source of this 2059-nucleotide messenger RNA. The record is from the annotation of a GenBank genome assembly. Lineage: Eukaryota; Viridiplantae; Streptophyta; Charophyceae; Charales; Characeae.
ACCGAUAAUAGUUGUAUAUCACAAACGGUUGUGUGUCACGCUGAGGUAGGAUUCAGUGUGAGUUCUAGUUUAGAUCACACACAUCGUAGCUCAUGAGUGAAGACAAUGGUGAGGAGGAGCAAAGGCUAGUGCAACCCAUUAGGAUCACACGGAGAACCGCUCUUAGUCAACCUUUGACUUUCUUGGAGUUAGGUCCAGGAGAGGAGAGGAGACUACGAAGGGAAGCUAGGGAGAGAGCAACGGCGAGGAGGAAUAGGGACGCAGCAGUCAGCUUAGCAGCUGCAAUGGCUACCGCCUCUUCGACAUCGCAAUCAACCUCCCAGUCUUGUUUGUCAGGGGCUGGACAAGGUGGAUCGGGUACAGUUAGUCAAUCUGUUGGCUUGCAAGUCAGCCAAACGGCUCUACUCACACCUGAGGACAUAGAAAUCCAAAAAGCGGAAGAACUUCAGAAUGAGUUACGKCGGCAGUUGGACGAAGCAUCAGAGAGGAGAAGAAAARCAAUCAUGAGGAAGGCCAGAUUAGAGAGUAGGAUGGAGGCACUAGGCAGACUAGAGGACCUAGAUGAGGCGACAUUAGAGCCUGCGGGACGCGUGCUGCGUAAUGUUGUCCUAUCUAUAGCAGAAGCGCAAACAGUUCAACAGGAACUGUUGACUAAUCUAGUGGCAGGCCAGAAACAAAUUUUGGAUGCACUCCAGGCUCCUCGUCCAGUGAUGAGGCAGCCGCAGUUUGCUGUAGUUCCCCCUGCAGGCGUGGGUCCUUCAACGAUGCCGCAACCCACGGGACAAACCUUUUCUCCAAUGUUUGGCAUGCCCCCUCCAGGUGGUUUAGCAGCAACUAGUGGUCCGGUUCAAAGAGUCUCAGCCGUACCAUCCACGACAGUGGUAACUAGAGUCCCACUGUCAAGCCAGGCCCAGGUUAGUGUGCAACAACCUGUUUCAGUGGCUAUGCAGUCGCUGCAGCAAGCCCCUGGGCCAAUGCAGCCUAUGCAGUGGAUGCCUAAAAUACCCCUAAUGAGUCCCAAACCCUUCUCUGGAGAUAGAAAGAAGGAGGAGGACUUGGACACCUGGGUGAGGACUGUGCCUACUUAUGUGAGGCACAAGCUCACAAGGCCAGAGCAAGAAGUUGUUGUGGCUGCCUCUUUUUUAGAAGGGUCAACAGCUCACUGGUUGAAUGGCCUAGUGCAGCAACAGGGCUACGGUCAGGAUUUCGAUGUCUGGGCUCAGGCUCAAACAUUGGAACAGUUCGUACGGUCCGUCUAUAACAGGUGGCAUGACCGGCAAGGGGCUCAAAAGGCCACCGAUGCUAUCAACAACCUUUGUUCCCGCAGGUUCAAGGAUGUUAGAGAGCUUACGGACACCGUAGAACGCCUUCUCGUGGUACCUGGUGUGCGUUUUGACCAGCAGGUUCUCCUGACGGAUUACCUAAGGUGCCUACUUGCACAGGUAAGGACCAAGCUGGUUGAUGAAGCCUAUGUCGAACAACACACCUUCGCUUCUUUUAGUAAGAAAGCUCUGGAUAUAGAGGCAAAGCUGGGAUCUGCUCAUAAGGCAUCUCAUGAUGGUAGGAAGAGACUACCCCAAGAUUGGAAGAAGAAGGGUCAGUUGAUGUUCGUUGACCACGAUGGUCAAACGACUGAGAUUGACGAUUUGACAGAGCAGGAUGGGGCUAGUGAGACUUCAGAUGGUGGAGUCAUGGCACCCAUCAAAGAAAAGGCUAGGGGGACCGGGAAGAAGAAGGUAGGACGGUCCACGAGUCAGGGAGACCAAGGGACACCCGCAUGGGUAAAGCUUGGUUUGGAUUACGAGGUGUGGAGGGACCGAGUUGCCAGGGGCACAUGCAUGAACUGUGGCAACUAUCGCCACACGUCCAGGACUUGCCGCGACAAGAAGGUCACCACGAAAGUAGCCUUACCAACGGUGGUGGGCUUAUCUUCAAAUCCUGGGAGUGCUUCUGCGAGCAGCUCACAGGGAAACACCUCGGGCCAGUAGGAGUGUUAGCCGCUCUUACUCGUGCUGAAGUGGUAACGUUACCUUCCCCACUUCAGGCAUUGGCCAAGGCU